Lepus europaeus (European hare) is the source of this 4190-nucleotide messenger RNA. RefSeq names its product potassium channel tetramerization domain containing 20 (gene KCTD20). Bases 125 to 1384 code for a protein of 419 amino acids. Gene Ontology annotation, molecular function: protein binding. Gene Ontology annotation, biological process: positive regulation of phosphorylation. Gene Ontology annotation, cellular component: cytoplasm. The transcript is spliced from 8 exons. NCBI's taxonomy places the organism in Eukaryota, Metazoa, Chordata, Mammalia, Lagomorpha, Leporidae. The record is from RefSeq and is a predicted model, not a curated record.
GCUGGUGGCGGCGCGGGCUGCGCGCGCCUCCCGGGCGGAUUCGGGCCCCGAGCGCCGGAGCGCGGCGGCGAGCGACGAGGUUUCUGUCUGUCCGAGCACACAGUUCCGGAUUCAGAGUCCAAGGAUGAACGUUCACCGCAGCGGGGACAGCGACAGGUUAUUGCGGCAGGAGGCUAGCUGCCUAGCGGAUGACACCUCAGCGGCUGCCCAAGAGAAAGAAACAAAUAGCCUGGCCUCACCCACUCUUCACAGUCUUCCUUAUCCCUUAGGUCCCAGAAAUGAAGAGCUUUCACUUGACCACGCCUCUCAGCCAGCACAUGUGCAGCUCUCUCACAUAAUGCCGCUUCCCGAAGACGCCAAAGGCUCCUGCUGCCAAGCUGGGAGCAAGCGGAACCAUGAACCCUUUAUUGCUCCAGAGAGAUUUGGAAACAGUAGUGUGGGCUUUGGUAGUAACUCCCAUUCCCAAGCGCCAGAGAAAGUGACGCUUCUUGUAGAUGGCACUCGCUUUGUUGUGAAUCCACAAAUUUUCACUGCUCAUCCGGACACCAUGCUGGGAAGGAUGUUUGGACCCGGAAGAGAGUACAACUUCACGCGGCCCAACGAGAAGGGAGAGUAUGAGAUCGCCGAAGGAAUCAGCGCGACCGUGUUUCGCACAGUGCUGGAUUAUUACAAAACUGGCAUCAUCAGCUGUCCUGAUGGCAUCUCUAUCCCAGACCUUAGAGACACGUGCGAUUAUCUCUGCAUCAACUUUGACUUCAACACCAUCCGAUGCCAAGACCUGAGUGCUUUGCUGCACGAGCUGUCUAAUGACGGUGCUCACAAGCAGUUUGACCACUACCUCGAAGAACUGAUCCUGCCCAUCAUGGUGGGCUGUGCCAAGAAAGGGGAGCGAGAGUGCCACAUCGUCGUGCUGACGGACGAGGACUCUGUGGACUGGGACGAAGACCACCCCCCGCCCAUGGGGGAGGAAUAUUCCCAAAUUCUUUAUAGCUCCAAGCUGUACAGAUUCUUCAAAUAUAUUGAGAAUCGUGAUGUUGCUAAAACAGUGUUAAAGGAACGAGGCCUGAAAAAUAUUCGUAUUGGAAUUGAAGGCUACCCUACCUGUAAAGAAAAAAUCAAGAGGAGACCCGGGGGGCGGUCCGAGGUGAUCUACAAUUACGUGCAGCGCCCCUUUAUCCAGAUGUCCUGGGAGAAGGAGGAGGGGAAGAGCCGCCACGUGGACUUCCAGUGUGUCCGCAGCAAGUCCCUCACGAACCUGGUGGCAGCCGGAGAGGACGUCCUGGAGGACCAGGAGGUCCUGAUGCACCACCCGCCCCAGGUCGACGAGCUCGACCGGCUGAAUGCCCCACUUUCUCACAUGGCUUCCAGUGACUUUCAGGACUGAGCCCGCUGUGGGCCCGCCGCCACCAGAGCUCCCGGGCCUGCCCUGGGCAGAGACCCGCUUCUCCUGGCCUCUCCAGUCUCCCAGAACGAACGUGUGUCUCCGGCCGGAGAUGAAGGAGCACUCACGUAACUACUGGCCAGCUUGGCAGCUGCCCAGCUGAUCUAAAACAGUGGGGCCUGGUGCUGCUCACUGGGUCUGCGUAACCACGGAAGCAGAGGAGUCGUCGGGGCUCCGCGCUGUCCUCCCCUCUCUGCUCUGUUCUUGGCUUCUGUUGGUCGUGUUCCACACCGGGCACACUGCUUAGCAGCAAGGACCAGAUGACAACCUCUGCCUUCUAAAGGCAGGCACUCGUGGGGUGCUCAGCGGAGCUCACGGAGGGCGCCCCCGGCUGCGUCCGUGGAGAACGUGGCUCUCAGAGGGGAUUCGUCCGAGCUGGAGUCCUCGUGAGUGCCGCAAACAGUCCGGAGCCACACAGACGGGCUCUCCGGCAGGAAGAGUAAGGGUGCAACUGUUUAUGAAACUUUUUUAGAUUCAGUUUUUCAGACUCAGUAAAUGGAUGAUUCAUUUGGAAUGCAACUCAGCUACAGGAGCGCGGCCCCACAUCGGGCCAGCUGGAUUAUUCUGGCUCGGAAGCUGGUGCGAAGCCACAGGUCUAGACACCCAAGGGCGGCCCGGUGCCGUGGGUGUGGCUCGGAGAGCUGAGCUGGGACUUAAACGCUUUCAAGAUGAGUGCAGCAGUUUUGUUUUAUCAGGAGUUCAGGGGCUGGGAGCCCCUGAGCAGGCUGGCCGCUGGCCGCCGGCUUGAACGGGAGGCUUCCCCCACAGCAGUGUUUCACCUGGGGAACUAGCCAGUUAGCCACUCACCUGGGAAGACCAGCACUGACGCCAUCGCCACGGGAAGGGUGGGCUGGGAGCAGACUGACCAGCUGUGGUGACUGCGGGAGGCGGCAGCCCGGGCACUCCCCGCCGCCGUGCCUCGAGGUCUCCAUGGCUGUGAACAGCAGAGCUAAGCCUCAGCCCGGGGCUCCAGACUGCGGAGUAUCUCCCACCCUGUGGGAGAAGCUGCCCCUCCGGUCACCUGCCUCAGCUGCACCCCUCACUGUGAAGAGACAGUUACCUGGAGUCUUGGAGUAAAUUCCAUUCUUCCAAGACACUGCAGGACAAGCUCCUUGAAUGGCCUGGCCCCAGGCCCCAAGGCAGCUGGGAAAGCCCCUCCCAGGCCCAGAGAACGAGGGGGGUGUUCAGGGCAUGCUCUGCGGGUGUGAGCAGGUCAGGGUGGACUCUGCUGUUGUCCCCGGGGAGCCGCGCCGCACAGGCAUCGAGGCUGGGGGAAAGGCUCGGGGUGCGUACAGGGGGUGGCUUUCUUUCUGUGAAAGCAGCUGGCUCGCCUUUGCGGUCAGACUCGGCCCUUGUCCUCGCCGGCCCCGCGUUCCUGCCGGGAGCGGCUGGGCAGCCUCGGCCGGGGCAUCACGGUGCUUCCGGUGCGCCUCGGUGGAUUUUCACUACCACCACAGAGGGCGCCGAGCUGUCAGGUUUGUGUGCCCUGUGACACGUGUGACUUCGGUGCCGGCUUAGGUCUUGUUAAACUGCGUGUCCGCACACACAGCCGACACCUCGGUUAGUGCUUACUUGGUGAAAUGUGCUUGAACCCUUGCUCUGUGUCACAAUUUCCUCAAGCUUUCUAGAACUUUACCCCCCGAAUUGGGUUAACAGGCUUUUGGCCCCAACCCUUGAGGUGACGGUGUGUCUCCUGGCGCCACCCAGUGGUGGCACCUGCAGGAACAGCCGGGGCCACAGGUUCUUUCUAAAGGAGGACAAUUUCUGCACCGACCCGGAGCUCAGCAUCACUGUAACUUGGUGGCCGCCCUCAGCCAUGCCUUCCCCGUUCCUGGGGUCAGGACAUCCCAUAAUGGCGAGGCCUCGGAGGGCUGCAGUCAUCCCCGUACGAGCCAGCUCCUAGCCAGAUGGGCAAGAGGCAUUUCUGUCCACUCAGAGGUGGGAUUGGGUUUGGUGUUCUAAGUGCCUAAAUAAGCGAGCUAGGUUGUUCAACCAGAAACACUUUGAUGAGAAAAUGGUUCUACCCAGGCUGUCGCUCAGAGCGCAUCUCAGCAGGCCAAGGCGCAUCAGAAUCUGGGGUUGAGAGUCUUGACUUUGUGUCUACAGCACAUCACGUAGUGCCGGUGAGGAAACGUGUUGUGGGGAACUGGAGAGGAAGCAGAGUGUUAACACGUGUUGGGUUAUUUCAGAUUUCUCCAAAGUCCAGGAAGAGAGAACAAUGACAGCAAAAUCUAUAAGGACCACAGAAAGCAGCUGCUAGAUUUACUGUGUAGUAGGCGACAGCCAGUACUAAUUUUAAACUGAAUUCCAAGAGUCCAGUGUGAUAGAGGAUGGAUACGGGUCUGUGAACGUAACUGUGGGAUCCAGCGUGGGCGGAGAGAUGUACUUGGAAAUAGUGCUCCAAAGCGUCUGAAAUCAGAUACCCAGAGCAAGGCUUCAAAAAUGCCAUCAUAAAGUCUUUUUUUUUUUUUUUUUUUUUAAUCAAGUGUCAGUAGAACGUUAAAAACCAAGGGACAUUGGCAGUUUGUUCAAUGCUACUUCUUGCCUCAUUUUGGAACUGUUCAAACAGGGAGAGGGAGCACAGCUGUGCUCUGGGCGGUCACCCCGCAGGGGAGCAUUUUCUCCUAAAGGCAAAAUGCCUGUAGGUUUUCUCUCUACGUUCUAUUUCGAAAGUUGCACUUGUUCACCUACCAGUGUUUACGAAAUCCUGUGUUUGGGAUUCUUUUCUAUAAUAAAAUAUUAUCAUUUG